Synchiropus splendidus (mandarinfish) is the source of this 787-nucleotide messenger RNA. It is a transcript of the gene mrps18a, whose product is annotated as mitochondrial ribosomal protein S18A. Lineage: Eukaryota; Metazoa; Chordata; Actinopteri; Syngnathiformes; Callionymidae. Gene Ontology annotation, cellular component: mitochondrial small ribosomal subunit; ribosome. Bases 24 to 650 code for a protein of 208 amino acids. Gene Ontology annotation, biological process: mitochondrial translation. The record is from RefSeq and is a predicted model, not a curated record. Gene Ontology annotation, molecular function: small ribosomal subunit rRNA binding; structural constituent of ribosome. The transcript has 6 exons.
GAGAUGAAGGUCAAUAAGUAAACAUGGCGGCCGGGUGUGUGUUGAGGUCUGUGUUGACCUCAUGUUCGGGCUUAAAAUGUGCAUUUAGUGGUACAAACAGUAGUUUUUUGCAACGGAUGUGUCUGCCUUCACUAACAGCCUUCGUCCCUCAGAGCCGUGGGAUACGACAAGUUGUGGAAAAACAAGAUGGCAAAACAGUAACCAUUGAGGGGAUCGUUUUGGAUACUCCACCAGGACUACAGCCUCCAAACCCAGCUGCCAAGUGCCCAAUCUACAGGUGGAACCUUCAGCACAAAUACAACUAUACGGACGUCCUGCUGCUCAGCCAGUUCAUCAGAAGCGAUGGAGGGAUGCUGCCAAGAAGGAUCACUGGCUUGUGUCUGGAGGAACAUCGAAAAAUUGCAGUCUGUGUGCAGAUGGCUCACAGAGCAGGCCUACUUCCUGACCACAAGCCCAAACUUCCAGAGGGCCAUGUGCCAAAGAAACCCAAGCAACAACUCAACAGAUACCUGACGCGCUGGUCCAUCGACUCAGUCAAGCCCAUCUACAAAAAGGGUCUGAAGUGGUGUAAGAAGCGCAUGGAUGUUGGUCACCCAGCGCUGAAGAACAACAUCCGUUACGGUUUGAAGCCCCUCUACAUGAAGCACUGAGCCACACAUGAGGAGCAAAUGUAAAAAAAAAGGAAACAACUGUAACAUUUGUGUCAACUUGUUUAUUAAAUCUCAACAUGUAUGUAUGUAUGUUAACUUUUGUCCUAUGUUUGUCUAAGUAUAAAAUGUGUAAUGUU